Molecule: messenger RNA, 708 nt
Organism: Symsagittifera roscoffensis
Lineage: Eukaryota; Metazoa; Xenacoelomorpha; Acoela; Convolutidae
Product: N-fatty-acyl-amino acid synthase/hydrolase PM20D1.2-like
Exons: 3
Coding region: 53-439 (128 amino acids)
Molecular function (GO): hydrolase activity
Source: RefSeq, a predicted model, not a curated record
UCUAAUUUUUCUAACAUUUAGGUUGCACCCGAACGAUACGUGUGACAGAGUGAUGGAAACUGUGAAGAAGCUGGUAGGGUCAAAUGAGGUCACAAUUGAGAAGAUGGACUCACGGGAUCCUCCGAAGUGCAGCAGCACUGACUCAGUUGCAUAUGAUAGAAUAGUUAAAGCUGUGGGGGAAACAUUUAAAGAGUGCGAGGUCAAGCCUGUGGUUGCUCCGAAUCUCCUGACUGGCCAAACAGACAGCAGACACUUCCAGCACUUAACUAUAGAUACAUACAGAUUCACGCCCUAUUACAUGAAGAGGGCAGACAUACAGUCGAUUCACGGACACAAUGAGAGGAUUGGAAUAGACAAUUACCACCAGGUUAUUGAAUUCUUCACUCGGUUCAUCAGAGAGACUGCUUUCGAGACGAGGAAAGAAGUUUCUAACCAAUGAAAUGAAAAUUCAACUUCAUUUGAGCUUGACUGAGUAUUAUGAUGAAUGCUCUUUUCCUACAUAGUAUUCCGUCUGACUGGAUCCAACUCAAUAAUAUCUAUAUACAUAAUUGCUAAAUUUGAUCGAAUAUUGUUUUAUGUAUUUCAAAAAGCGUUUUGAUCAACUGAAGUUUUAAGUUUCGAAGCUCUGGGUUGGUAAAACCUUACUGCUUCCAUGAAAUCUAAAUGGUGCUUAAUUAGCUGGUUUAUGAUUAUAAUUUCUAGUUUUGU